Molecule: messenger RNA, 4432 nt
Organism: Xiphophorus couchianus (Monterrey platyfish)
Lineage: Eukaryota; Metazoa; Chordata; Actinopteri; Cyprinodontiformes; Poeciliidae
Gene: tnfaip8l1
Product: tumor necrosis factor, alpha-induced protein 8-like 1
Exons: 3
Coding region: 454-1014 (186 amino acids)
Biological process (GO): regulation of apoptotic process
Cellular component (GO): cytoplasm
Source: RefSeq, a predicted model, not a curated record
GGGAAGGAGGUGGGCGGACGCUGAUUUUAAAUGGUCUUUUUCUUUUUUGGCCUUACUGGGUUUGCCCACUCCUCUGGUAGCUCGUCUAUUGGCCCAAUCCAACAUCAAUCUGCUGAGUAACCAAGUCCCCCCUCAAGUUUGAAACUUUUUUUUUUUUUCUUUUUUACGAAGAGGAGACGGACUCCGAUUACACGAACAGCAGCAAACUUGUAACUGAUCUCACAGCUUGCGAGGGAAGAAAACACUAUUUUAAUAAUUCACAAAUCUGCGCCUGGUGGCUUUACGGUUACAGAACAGCAAAAGGGUAGUGAGAAUUGGACGUUGUUCUUUUUUUUAUAGCAGGCAUCCAACAAAAAUAUGAGAAGCAUGUUGUAAAGCGACAAGGAUGAAGAGCUGAGCGACUCUGUUGAGAUUAAAGCUUGUCAACUCCCGCGUCUGACCGAAGACUCGACCAUGGACUCCUUCAGCACCAAGAACCUGGCCCUCCAGGCACAAAAGAAGCUGAUGAGCAAGAUGGCCACCAAGAGCAUGGCCAACCUCUUCAUAGACGACACCAGCAGCGAAGUGCUGGACGAGCUGUACCGCGUCACCAAGGAGUACACGCGCAACCGCAAAGAGUCCCAGAAGAUCAUCAAAAACCUAAUCAAGAUGGUGGUGAAGCUGGGCGUGCUUUACAGAAACAACCAGUUCAACAGCGAGGAGCUGAUUCUGGUGGAAAACUUCAGGAAGAAAGUCCACACUCUGGCCAUGACCGCCGUCAGCUUCCACCAGAUCGAGUUCACCUUCGACCGCCGCGUCAUGAGCGGCAUCUUGAACGAGUGCCGCGAGCUCCUGCAUCAGGCCAUCCGCCGCCACCUGACCGCCAAGAGCCACUCGCGGGUCAAUCAUGUCUUCAAUCACUUCGCCGACUGCGACUUCCUGGCGGCUCUGUACGGGCCCGCCGAGGUUUACCGGACCCACCUGCAGAGGAUCUGCAACGGGGUCAACAAGAUGCUCGACGAUGGGAACCUCUGACCUCCAGUCGCCAUACUGUUGCCUCAGCGCUUAUUGUUGGAUUUUCUUUUUUUAUUAUUAUUGUAAAGGUGACAAUCAUAAACAUUUGUACUCUACAUGUGUUGGCUUCCAGAUGUUGCUGUACUGACAUUCCCUCAUUAAGUUUGUCCAAAGACUGCUUCUGUGCUUUUUUUUUUUUUUUACAUACAUAUAAAUGAAUGUAAAACUUUACACUUUUGUUAGUAUAUGUGACAACUGUGCCUGUAAACCGCCCCCACAUUAUUUUCUUGUUUUUGCAUUAAAAACUCAUAAACAUUGGCACAGGCCUAACCUCUGCUAGGUGCCGUUAAGGGACAUGCACCUAAAGAGGAACAAAUGACGUAAAGGAAUGAUUGUUUUUGUUUUUCCUUGUAAGGGUAGUGUUGCACUCAUUUCUGAACAAGCGCUGUACCGUGUUCUCAUCUGCCGUUGUGACGCCAUGUGAUGCUCAGCAGCCGGGUAAUCCUGCUUAGCCUGCAUUUUCCCAACCUUUAGAGGAGAAGCCAGGCGUUUGUUUCCAAAGGAAACUGUAAUGGUCUGGUUUCUGGCCAUCACAACAGAUGUAAAAUAUGCGAGUCACAGGAAGAACUGUAAACAAGAAGGAAUGCGUUGGUGCUGCACACUGUUGAUUGUUUAGAUCGUCUCUCUGGAUGCACAAUCAUCUGGUCGGGGAGAAUCCCAGUGAGGCACCAGCUGCAAAGUUUGACCAGCGGGGGAAACCUAGAUGUUGCAACCCUAGUCUGCUGGACAUUCAGAUCCAGCCUCGUCUGAGCUGAAGUGGCUCCUCAUAAGCAGUCAGAUGAAAGACUGGCUGCUUGGAGGACCGGGCCAGGUACAGAAAUUAUCAGAGACGAACACGGCGCCUGAUUGUGCUCUCCCACCGCAAUUACUGCUCCUCGCUCCAGGGUGGUGUAAUGGCCUGGAGCUCGCCUCUGUCAAGCAGCCACUCCAUUCCCCCCUAAUGUGAUGGAGGCAGCCACCUCUGCUAGCGCAGAGCGAGGAGUCCUUUAAUGGACUGCAACAUGUUUCUUCCCCCUUUAAGCAGCAUAUGAAUAGUUACACCUAUCCCUCUCUAAGCUCACAUAAUAAUGGAUGUCUUUCCUUUUUGUCCACCUUGUUUUGUAUCAGCGCCUCUGUCUGGGAGAUUGUUUUGUGCUGCGGCCUCAUUUAGUAUUCCGACUGUGUGUGUGUGUGUGUUUGUACCUGUGAGAGAAUUGGAAAUUGAGCCGUGUAAUGAGUGCUGUGCUUUCCCAGAUAGGACUGCUGAAACUUUAACUUCUUCUGCAGCAGCCCGGCCAAAGAAAACAGCACUGAUGAAACUCCAAAUGCUUCCUUUUCUUAGAGUAACACUCAGUUAAACUGCAUGCACUUGAUUAUUGACAAUAAGGGACACAAAGAACCUGACUGUUGUGAUUUAAGCCUAUUUUAAUGAACCGUUUUUCAACCUUACGUGACUUACUACACACUGUCUCCCACUUUUGACCACAUCAUUUUGGAAGGCUUUGAGGUAAAUCCCUUCUCCCUAAAGAGUUGACUCUAAUUGUCUCUUUAUGGCAUUUUUUAAAAGUCCGUCCACAUCUCAGGGAUAGUUUAAAUCUGCUAGCUUAAAAUAACCACCGCAGGCCGUUUGAGCUGCCUCAUUUAUAUUUACAAAGCUCACGUUUAAUAUUCUUUUCUUGUUUUUUUUUUUCUUUUUACUUCAGUGAAUUUUUGUAUUUGCUGAUUGUUUCGUGUCUCUGUACUGUAUCCUUACGCAACUAAUAUAAUACAGAUUACUUUUUGAAGGAAAAGAAUAAUGUCUCUUUUUAUCUUUAAUCACACACAGCAUCAUCUCAUCAGCGUGUUGGAUGUUCUGCGUUAUUCCUGCCCGGAGCGGGUCUGGCUAAUCUCUGUGUGUGUGUGACCUGAAUUUUGUCAACUAAAUCCCUCACUCUUGCUCGGGAGGGAGGGAGAAUAAAAACACAAACCCAUCCGACUUGAUAAGCAACUCAAGUUGGGGUCACUUUUUUCCGCUUCUCCCAAGCGGACGCCUCGGUCAAAGGUAGGGCAGGAAAUGAGUAAUGCAGAAAGACUUUUUUAGCUUCUGUUUUUGGGCAUUUAAACACUGAGCUCAGCUUCAGUUUGAUUAAAUUCCUCUGUGUGCAUGUACGUCCACUCUUAAUGCGCCGUCUACUCUGCAAGGUUUUAGACUGAAACGAUAAUUUGCCUUGAAACGCGUCCGACGGUCCUCCCUGUAGCACACUUGAAAAUCUGCUGCAGAACUAAGUGGCCAUUUAUCCUCUAAUGUGCUCAUUAACUCAACAUGAGGUUUUUUUUUGUGUGUGUGUGUGCAAGUUCAGAGCACGUUGUGACUGAGGGGCUUAAAAGCCUCUUUAUUUUUUUACACAGUCUUUCCUGCUUUUCUCCUGUGAUGUUAAAUAAAGCAAAAACAUUAAUCUGAAAUAUUUCUUUCUCCUUCUCCCCAGGGGGAAGUUGCGUAAGAGGUGUUCAGCAGGGGUGCUAAGAGUUUUAAUAAUAAUUUACCUUUUUUAUUUUUUAUUAUUGUUUCCUAUCUUGCCAAAGAUGCAAUGGCUUGCAGGAGUGUUUAGUCAUGUCAAACUCAGAAACUCCAUUAUACUUUCAAUAGAGUACGAUGAAAGUACUCCACUGAAAGUGAGUUGGUCUAUCAACGCAACUACUUUGCAGAGUUGACCAAUGCAGAGUAGUGAUAAUAGUUAAUUGAUGCAUAGAGUAAAAAAAUCUGAAACAAGGUGUAUGUUUAUAUUUACCACCUUUGCAUGUCUAACAGUUUUGAACCACUUGAGAGUAAAUUUUUGCCCUUUUCUCUUUGUAAAAUUGCUCAAGAUCCGUCAGAUUGGAUGGAAACUGGCCAUAAACAUAAAUGCUCAUGUCUUACCACAGAUUUUCAAUUUGAUUUAGGUCUGGAUUUGAUUAGGCCAUUCUAACACAAAAUUAUGCCUUCAUCUGAACUAUUAUAGCUCUGACUGUGUUUAUGCCUGUUAUCCUGCUGCAGGGCGAAGUUCUUCUCCAGGCUCUAAUCUUCUGCAGCCUCUAACUGGAUUUUGUUUUCAGCAUUGCUUUGUGUUUAUCUUGGAUGUCCGUGCUGAAGAAAAGCACAUCCACAUUAUGAUCAUGUCAGAACUGUGUUUCACAGUCCAGCCAUUGUUUUAUUUAAUCUAAAGUGUUUGUUUUCUAGCCCACAUAGCAUUUUGCAUUUAGAGAAAAAAAACAGAAAACUUUGGCCUCAUCUGAUUAAAUCACCUUCUUUAACAUGUUAGCUGUAUUGUUUAUAUGGCUUCUGACUUCAUGAGGUUUCUUUCAGGAGUGUUUUUAUUUCUUGCUACUUUCUCAUAGAGAUUCGCAUAGUGCAUGACAAAAAAAAAAAAACCAUGUUCUUCUA